UACCGAGCGUUUAAUCAGGGACAAUCGCCGGAUGAUAGACAAGUGGGUAGCGAGAAUGACCCAAAACGAAGCCGAGUGUCAUUUGCCGAUGUGACGACCGAAUAUGCGAGCAAUGAAGACAAAAACAGCCAGCCGAGUUUCCAUGAUCAAUUUUUAAAGUUUAUGGUCCCGGCGGGUUACCUAGUUCAUUCAGAGGGCGUUUGUGGUGAUGGUUGGGACCUCUUUCACCACGAAAACGACAAUAUAUGCUACAAAUACUACCCUGAUGGUUUGGGGGACUAUCACACAGUGGCCACAGCGUGUAAGGGUGACCUAAACUCGUCGCUACCUAUAAUUAAUUCUCAGGCAGAGCAGGACUUUUUCAAUAAAUUGAUAGUAAAAUAUAAAAUGAUUGAAAACGUAUGGCUCGACGCAAGCAUUAAAGGCAAACACAUUGUAUGGACGGACAAUAGUAACGCUGACUAUGAAAACUGGUUGGCCGGGCGGCCGGCCAACGAAAGCAACUGUGUGGAAAUGUUGCCUGACCAGGUGAGCAUGGGCAAGUGGGAAGAUAUAUCAUGCGCCAAGAAAAAUUCUUACAUAUGCAAGCGUUUUGUGGCAUGGUCGAGUGAACAAAUGGAGCGUGUGAUCAGAGAAAACAGUGUCCAAAUUACACUUUUACAGAACUGUCCAUUGCCCAUAGGUUUUAUAUACGUACAGUUGCCGGGUCAGGCCGAUCCGAAAACAUUGUGGCCAAAGUCCACCUGGUACGAUGUGACAUCCGCAUAUGCGGGUCAAUUUUUUCGCGCAGAAGGUGGUGAUAGCUUAGCAUUUGGCGCCGGAGUGCAGCCUGGUGACGCGCCCAAAUUGGAGCAUGUUCAUGCUGAAUAUAAUGAUGGGAUGAAUCGUGAUAUUGAUAUUUCUCCAGGAGUUUAUAGUCAAUGGUUAUAUACAGGUGACAAUGCUGGUUUAAUAGGGCACCGACAAUCUCUUACAAUGUUGGUGUCAUCCGUUGAAGUGCGGCCCCGUAAUCAAGCCGUGCGCCUUUUCAAACGCGAUAAGUAA
Molecule: messenger RNA, 1044 nt
Organism: Medioppia subpectinata
Lineage: Eukaryota; Metazoa; Arthropoda; Arachnida; Sarcoptiformes; Oppiidae
Source: the annotation of a GenBank genome assembly